AUGCAAUAUCUCUCCUUGUUGAUAAUGACGGCAAUGGAUAACAAUCCGAUGAGACGCCUGUCGGCUACGGGAGACUCGCUGUACAUCAUAUUAGGCGUCCCGAAGACCGCCACCGGGGAUGACAUCAAGAAGAGUUACCGCAGAUCCCUUCAAUUCAUAGUUACCCAUAACUAUCACCCAUUUAUUGACACUUCUCUGUCUCCCUGUGCCUACCAUUAUAUGCCCGACCCGUGUAUGUGCUGUCAAUCGCACGUGUGUUUCGCGGUUACACUAUUGACACCGCAUUUGUCAAACGGAAAUUACGGCUCUCUUGGCCUCUAUAUAGCGGAACAGUUCGGCGAAGAGAAUGUCAACACGUAUUUCGUUUUGACCAGUGGUUGGUGUAAAGCUAUCUUCUUCUGCACAGCAGUCUUCACGUGUUGUUACUGUUGUUGUUGUCUUUGCUGUUGUUUCAACUUCUGUUGCGGCAAAUGUCGACCAAAACAUCCCGAAGAGGAUUACGUUCCAGAUUUGGAUAUCGGCGAAGAGGACGACACGACAAACUUAAAAAAGAACGAAUGGGGAGAAACAGAGACCGAACAGACCAAUGCCUCCACAAUCACUAGUCAACCGCAGGCACCCGUCGAUCCGUGGGCUGAUAAACAGUCGAUUCCCAUUGCAAUGCCGGCGCCCACAGCGGGUGGCGACCCGUGGGCCGCAACUGAGACCACUGGACUCAAAGAUACUCAUCACUCCUCUUAUAUGAGUUCUUAGGGCUUCAGAAAUAUUAAAAUUAUUCCAUUGAAAACCAAUACAAAGCCAUUAAAAUUUAGGCCUAAAUAUGGGUUCAAUCGGAUGCCAGUUCUAAUCGUUCACAUCAUAUGUGUCUAUAAUAAACACAUUAAUUAUAAUAAGUUUUUUGAGUAAAAAUAUGUUUGAUAUGAACAACAGUGGCAUUGAUUGACAUAUUAUAACAGAAAUUCUUAUGUAUUUAUAAAUGUAAUUAUAGCCCAUAUAUAUAAAUGAAUGAGUUUUUUAUAUUAUUAUUAUAUAGUUAUUGAAUGAUUUUAUGUUUUAUUGCAUUCAGUUAGGGCUC
Medioppia subpectinata is the source of this 1075-nucleotide messenger RNA. Lineage: Eukaryota; Metazoa; Arthropoda; Arachnida; Sarcoptiformes; Oppiidae. The record is from the annotation of a GenBank genome assembly.